UCUGAGCACGCCUUAAAGACUACGGCCUGUGAUCUCGAGACAAGAACAAACUUCGCGAUGCCGCAAUAAUAGCAAGUCCUUUCAAACCGGUGCACCAGUCCCACGAGAAAUCAGACAUUGGCAGGCAGAAUGUUGGACGGAUUGUUAAUGUUGCUCCUACUGAGCGUUAUCAUGGGAGGCGCAUCGUUCCUCGCCGGUAUAGUGCCGUUGACACUGUCGCUCUCCUCGAAGAAGUUGCGCCUCAUUACGGCACUGGGCACCGGCAUUCUGGUUGGAACUUCUCUGAUUGUCAUCAUCCCAGAGGGCGUGGAAACACUCUACAAGUCGAGCGAGGCUUCGCAUGAGCAUAACAGGCGAACGGUGUACCUCCGGUCCGGGUCAAUGUCCGACGCCGCAAAUGGCGAUGUUCCGCACCCAGCGGCAAUUUCCAGCACACUCACUCCGAUCGAUCCGAGUAGCGGCCAUCUCUCAACUCACUCGCGCUCCGCUGCUUCAGCUGGGGAUCUUCAAGCUGGGCAAGCAGGUCAAGAUGCAUAUCGCGAGCCUCAUGCGUGGGUUGGCGUCUCACUGAUCCUCGGCUUCAUCUUGAUGUAUCUGAUCGACACCCUUCCUCAGUCCGCAUCUGCAUCAUCGCAACCACAAAGCUUUCCUGUCAGCUUGAAUCAAUUCAGCUUCAAUCUGACGUCCGGAGCGAGCCAGCAUCCGACAACUCCGCCCGCAGAAAUAUCUCAAUCACAAGCAACAGCAUCACGACAUAUCGAUGGAUCCAGACCGAGCUCCACCACGAUUGGAUUAGUGAUUCACGCAGCGGCCGAUGGCAUUGCGCUGGGCGCGUCCUCUACCAGCUCCAGCAAGAAACUCAGUCUCAUCAUCUUCCUCGCUUUGAUGGUCCACAAAGCUCCGGCAGCAUUCGGACUUACCUCCGUACUACUCAAACAAGGCUUGUCCGUUAGGACAGCCAGAUUGCACCUGACCAUAUUCUCGCUUGCCGCUCCCGUCGGCGCACUCCUCACCUGGUUGGCGGUCCGCCUUCUGGGCGCCACCAACAGCGGUCUCGGAAACAGCGCGAGCAGCGAAUUCGCUACAGGCGUGCUCCUUUUGUUCUCAGGCGGUACGUUCCUCUACGUCGCUAUGCACACAAUGCAGGCUGCUGGAGCCACUGAGCACGCGCAUGGGCAGGGCCACGACAUGAGCGACUACGCCGGCGUACCCAUGGACGAUCCGUACAGCUCGCAUGCACCGCCAGCCACACGACCGCAUGGAUCUGUACUAUUGGACACUGUAGUAACAGUUGGUGGAAUGCUCUUGCCUCUGUUGACACAGGUGGGCCACGCGCACUGA
Zymoseptoria tritici IPO323 is the source of this 1341-nucleotide messenger RNA. RefSeq lists its product as uncharacterized. Gene Ontology annotation, biological process: zinc ion transport; transmembrane transport. The transcript is spliced from 2 exons. Gene Ontology annotation, cellular component: membrane. The coding region runs from base 130 to 1341 and encodes 403 amino acids. Gene Ontology annotation, molecular function: metal ion transmembrane transporter activity. The record is from RefSeq and is a predicted model, not a curated record. Lineage: Eukaryota; Fungi; Ascomycota; Dothideomycetes; Mycosphaerellales; Mycosphaerellaceae.